CUAUGCCACAGGAAAGCGCCGGACUUGUGGAGUGGUGCUGCGUCUGGCCAUUCUUCGCCACGUCCUUGUGCUGCAAGGAUCGCAAGAAGAUCGUCAUCGUGUUGCUGGGGCUGGAUUCCUCGGGGAAAUCCACGCUGCUAGCCAAGCUUCGGAAGGAGAAAUUCACAUCGGUGCUCCCGACGUGUGGAUUCUCGUGCAAGAAAUGGAAGAUCCAGGACUUCGCCGUCUAUGUGUUUGAUUUGGGAGGACGCAAGGGAUUCCGCGGCAUUUGGCCUCACUACUUCGCAGAGGCCUAUGGCGCGAUCUUCGUUCUCGAUUCCAACGACAAGGCUCGAUUCUCCGAGGCCAAAGAGGAGCUCCAGAACGCUGUGAGCAACACUUACCUGGUUGGAAAGCCUGUUCUCGUGGUGGCGAACAAGCAAGGACCGGGAUCGGCAAUGCGAUUCGACGAUAUAAAAUUUUCUCUGCGCCCUCUGGAAGCCGCUCACAAUCUUGCUGAAUGCAAGUGUAAUCUACAGGUAAAUUUUCUACGUACUAUUUCAUUAGUUUCUUCUUUCGUUAGAAGCUCAGGAAGGAGACGCUGCGCUGGAUGGAGAUUUCCAAGAGGGUCUUCAAUGGCUCCUAGAGACCAUCCAGCUGCAGUACAAGGAGCUGCGAGAUCGAGUAGACAAAGACUCGUCCGCUCAGCGAGCUCGAGAAAGCAGGCAAAGAAGCGAAAGGCGAGAGCGCAUCAAGCUCAUGAAGGCUUCUCCGAGACUCCAUCCCCCGAAAGGCGAGAUUCAUCUCUCGAAAGCGGAAGCACCAUGCCCUGUGGAAGAUUUGCUCUCAGAACUCGAAUCAGUAAAAGAGGUUGUCGACUACGAGUUUCAUCAGUCAACAACGUCCUUGCUACUUCCAGGCCAGAUUGUCGUUUAAAACGAGCGGAUAAAUUCACAGCUUCGCAGCACAUCCUUCCUCGACUGCAAAGAAAAAGGAGAAAAAUAAGUUCUUACGAUCCACUCACUUGGACCGUGUGAUCACUUGCUCGGUGAGCUCCGUCAGCGCUCUACGACACAAAGACGCCUUCUCCGAGGUCGUGGGAGGAAAGCCCGCGACCGCAUCGGCGGCCUUGGACGCGUGCUCCCUGGCCAGCUCCUUGGUCUUGCGGAUCCCACUGCUCGCC
Messenger RNA from Selaginella moellendorffii, 1162 nucleotides. Its product is annotated as ADP-ribosylation factor. The transcript is spliced from 6 exons. Gene Ontology annotation, molecular function: GTP binding; GTPase activity. The record is from RefSeq and is a predicted model, not a curated record. Lineage: Eukaryota; Viridiplantae; Streptophyta; Lycopodiopsida; Selaginellales; Selaginellaceae. The coding region runs from base 3 to 1016 and encodes 337 amino acids.